AUGGACAGACGAGGCACCAUAGGCGCGAAGCCUGGUGCAAGGACGGAAGAGACGAACAGAUCUAGCCCGGCCACUUCGAGGCUGGCGGGAAGCUCGAGGACGACGACCGCCUCUCCCAACUCUACCAGAUCAAGCGCGUUGUCCACGCGAACCACGGGAAGUACCAUUAGCAAACCUCCCACGCGCCCGACUGCUACAUCUGCACGCAAGGCGAUAUCAAGAAGCAGCGAAGAGAGCGUACGCGAUGUUGGAGAGAACAAGAGACCCACACGCACACCCAUAACCACCUCCCUCUCCUCGCGCACACCACGACAAGACGGCACCACUGUGAGGCGCACGACCCUCGGUGGAAGCACCGCGUCUGCUCCCCCUCGGCGGCCGCUUCCCACCCCUUCUCGAACAGCUACAUCCACCGAUUCCUCAAGAUCACGCACAUCCACAGUCUCCACAUCUCGUACAGCCAAAUCCCCAGCUGUUGAAUCGCAAAGCUCCAAUGGUGCAAGCAGACCACUGUCUCGCGAUGCCAUCCCCGAAGAGCCCGAGUCUGACCUUCCCUCUGGCUUCGUGUACGCUGCAGACGCCCCGAACUCCACCAAAUCCCCUCCCAAACUCGAAAUCCGAUCGAUCAACAUUUCCACACCGCGCCUAAAACCUCGAGCCGAGUCGGAUGCAGAAGUCGAGAUUAGAAAACCUCGGCUGGAGACUGGCCAUGUGCGAGCACAGUCCGCUUUCAUCGGCCAAUCGCAUGGCGUGCAAGAGAAGCAGGUUAUGCAGAAUAUGCUACGAGAGAGCGCUGUGCGAGAUACCAUGACGGCGGAGCUUGAACGCUUGCGGGCUGAGGUUCAGAGGCUCACGGCGGAGAACGUCACGCUUCACCAAGCAGCCACCACGGCAUCACGGAUGAGCAGCCAGGAGAGUACGGAGGCGACUCAGGAGGAUGUCGAGCAACUCAAAGCAUCUCAUCAGACCGCCAUCACCGCCCUCGAAUCUACACAUUCCGCAGAACUUGAGAAGAUUCACGCUGAGAUUGAGCGGCACCGCACGCAAUCUACCAAGCUUGAAGGCGUGGAGUCUAAGAUCAAGGCGGUCGAAGAAGCGCUGAGGGAUAGCAAGGCACGUGCUUCCAAGAACGAACAAGAGCUACAGCAAACGAUACAAGCAAAAGACGAGGAUCGCGAACAGUUGGGCCGGGUGAUUGACGAUUUGAAGGUCGAGAUUGACCGAUGUCAGAAGCAACUCGAUGCUGAUGUGGCGAAAGAAGCACAGGAGAAGCAACAGGCGGUGCGGGAAAUGGAACAAUUGAGAGAAGAGCUUGCAGAGGAGCGGAGGCGGAAUGCGGAGACUGUUGCAGGGAUCGAGAAGGAGAAGUCAGAGCUUCAAAGCGAGAUUGACAAGCUGCAGGAGCAGACAACUACAGUCAAUGGCGCUCACACGUCAGAGUUGAAGAGCACACGCGAACAGGCGCAGCAACAAGAGAGUGUCGCCAAUGACCUCCGAUCCGAGCUGGAGAAGCUGCAGGAGCAACGAGACCUUGAGCUCCAAAGAUCUGAAGAAGCAAACGGCGAUUUACGAAGUGUGGUCAAGGAUCUGCAGGAGCAACUUGCCAAGCUACAACAAGACGACCACGACGGAACUAGGGUCAUCGAAGAUCUGCAGAACCAACUGCAGCAACAUCAACAGUCCCAGCAGGACAUUGCCUCGACUCACGAUGCCGAAACACAGGGACUUCGCGAGGUCAUUGAGGGUCUGCAAACAGACAAUGCUCGACAGCAGCAGACGCAUCAAGACGCAAUCGCACAAAAGGACAAAGCUGCCGAGUCACUGAACGCUGUGAUUACGGACCUGCAAGAGAGGAGCGCUCGUCUGGAGCAGUCGUUGGAAGAUGCCCGCGUUUCAAAGAGUGAAACAGUCACGAGACUGAGCGAGACGAUUCAACAGCUUCGUGAAGAGACUGCCGCUCAUAAGGAACGAUACGAGGAAGACGCCAGCGCGAAGGAGAAGGAGAAUGCGGAUCUGAAUCGCGUGAUCCUGGAGCUGCAAGAGGAGCUAAAUGAAACACGCACGGUAGCAGGGGAGGCUAGAAGGAACGCCGAGGUCGAGUCGAGUCAUAUGGGCGGUGUGGUGUGCGGCUUGCAAGAUGAGGUGCAAGCCCUGCAACAUCAGAUCCAUGACGCGAAGAGCGAGCGGCAGAGUGCUCUCGCCGACUUGCAAGAAUUGAAAGACCGCCACGAGGUGACCGGCAAACAACUGGAGGGAAUUCAAGCAGAAACGGAGAUGUUGCGGCAACAGCAGAGCUCUCAUCGCGUGGACGUGCUGUCGAAAGAAGACAAGAUUGAGGAGUUGCAGACCUUACUUGCCGACGCGGAGAAUGCUAAGAGCAAUGCCCAAAAGUCGCUUGAGAGUUUGCAAGACGAGAUGAGAGGGUUGCAGCGUGUGGUCGAGUCGAUCGAACAAGAUGCGGCGGAUAAGGAUAGACGACAUUCGCUCGAGCUGGUCAAAGUGCGCAAGGAGCUGAUUGCGACCCAUGAGACUCAAGUCCAGGAUCUCAAAGAUGACCAUGCGGAGGCAGUUACCGCCCUGCAGCAAUCACUGUCUUCUCAGAACGCAACGUCGACUGAAGAGUCGCAGGAAAAGUUCGAGAGUCUUAUGCAGGAGAAACGCGACCUGGAAAAGCGAUUCGGCGAGGUGGAGAUUCGACACAAUCGCGAGCUGGAAGAGGAAACCCAGAAGCACGAAGCGGCGUAUCAGGAUUUGCAAAAGGUGCUGAAGCAAGCGAAGGAGAGCCAGACGAGGCAUGCGGAUGCGCAGGUGAAGAAACACGAAGAGCAGUACCGCGAGUUGCACGAGUCUCUCACCGCGCUCAAGAAGAGCCACGACGAAGCGAUGGAGCAGUUGACGGCAGAACACGAGCAUAAAGUGCAAGGGAUCAUGGCGAAACACGUUGCGCAGAUCGCCGAGGUCGAAGAGGAAGCCGCUCAACGUGCAGAGGCUGCUGGGGUUGCGCGAGAUCGGAUCCACGGGGCGAGACUGGCCGCGUUGGAAGUCGAGCAUGCAGAGGCUCUGGCAAAGGCUACGGGCGGCUCGUGUUAUCCGACAAGCGAUGCGCCGCUGGUCGAGAACCUGAAGACAUCUCCAAGAGGUUUGUCGCAUGUCUUCGUCAACCACGCAAAGAUACGACACGGGAGUGGUCAGCAUGUUCGCAACCGGCUGUCCGAAACACCUCUGGCAUACGCAUCGGAAGACGAUGAGCUCGCUUCGCCGACUCCAGUGCCGCGAAAGCCUGACUCCAAGGAGGAUACGCUGGUCACGAAAGUCAAAUCCUUAGAAGAGGAGAAUGUCAUGUUGUCCACCGCGUUAAAGGCCGCCGAAGCCAAGCUUGCAGCAUUCGAGCAAGGCAAGGCCGAAGCAGCACACCCGAUAGCGACAGGCUCGCCAUCUAUGAGCAGCGAGUCUCCUGUGCACGUCACUGCCACAGCUACCGAAGACCUUUUCGCGCCGAAAGCCGGCGUAUUGCCCAAGUCUGAUCCUCACACCGCCCACGCUCCGGCCACACCCAAAAAGGCCGGCUGGAGCGGGCACCCGAGCCUCACAGGCAUGCUCGCGAGUCUACAAGUGCAGGCCGCGCAGUUGAUCGAAGUCAGUGAUGACAUGGCAACAGAGCAACAGCGACACCUCUCGGACCUGAGUGCGAGGCGGAGCAAACAUUCCUCGCCUUUGAAGGCUGCAUCCUAG
Neohortaea acidophila is the source of this 3732-nucleotide messenger RNA. RefSeq lists its product as uncharacterized. The transcript has a single exon. The record is from RefSeq and is a predicted model, not a curated record. Lineage: Eukaryota; Fungi; Ascomycota; Dothideomycetes; Mycosphaerellales; Teratosphaeriaceae. Bases 1 to 3732 code for a protein of 1243 amino acids.